AGACAGAUAGACAUCUGCUCGUGACAGCCGGAGCUUCUCAUGCCCUCAGUGUGAAACUCAGACCUUAAGCUGUACUCAGAGAGAGGCAGAGACAGAGAGCAGUUACACGGUGCAGGUGUAACGGAUGCACAAGUUACCAGCUCAUUUGUGGCGCUAUUUUUUGUGUAUUUGCUUUGAACACUGUAUUUAUUGGUAUUGAUAUUUAGCGUUUAGAAUUGUGUUUAAACUAUCAGUUAUGGAUCGACUGGAUGAAUGGAGCUUCAAGUCCAAGAGCCUGGAGCUGGAGGAGGAUUUCUACUUCGACUACGGAGCGGAGGAAAUAACAGAUUAUCAAGACCCCAACGAACUCCUGGCUGCUCUCAAACAAAAGGAGGAAGAGGUUAUUUUGGCAGCCCAGCUGGGAAACGCAUUGCUCCUGGAAACCCGUCAGUUAAAGGAACAGGGCGAGAAACUUCAUGAACAAUACGCAGACAAGCUGGAGGCGCUGGAGCAGGGCAGGCAUGAGCUGCGGCUGAAGCUGGAGGGCUGCCAGUCCAAGUGGGAGAGCCAGGUGGGAGACCUGGAGCGGGAUGCGAGGGAGCUGAGCGCACAGGUGGAGCGGCUCACUCAGGCCCUCAGUGAAGCUGAGAGGGACAAGAGUCGCGUAUGCCAGGAACACGGGGAGGAGACGCAGCGGCUCAGGGAGCAGCUCCACACGGCAAUGGAGGUGGAGAGAGCCAUGUCCAGUGAGCUACAGGCUUUAAAACAGGAGCUCCAACAUAAAGGGAGCCACAACAGGCCGCAGGAUGAUGAGCUGAUCAGUGCCAUGAGAGAGCAGGUACUACGUCUCACUCAGAAGGAGCAGGUGCUUGAGGAGCGUUUGGAGUCUGUGUGUCAAGAAAACACUGAGCUGAGGGCCAGUCUGGCCUCUUUACACGCACGCCUGGCUCUGCAGGACCAACACAACCAACAGCACAGCCAGCAGCUAACAGAGGCGUGGCAGGAGGUAGAGGCAGCGCGGGGUCGCUCACAGCAGCUGCAGGCCCAGGUGGAGGAGCUUCAGGAGGAGGUGUCACUGCAAGAAGGCAGGAGCCAGGGGGACGCCUCCUUGCUGUCUGAGCUGGAGAGCAGCAUGGAGACAGCAGCGCUGGGGAUCGGCAAAGAAGAGAUAAAGAAAGAAAUGGGGUCCAUCCUUCAGUUACUGCUACCACUGACCCAGCAGCUGAACAGCACUGAGAGGUCGGAAGUGCCAGAUCAUGAAGAAGACCUGCAGGCGAUGCUGCUUAAGCUGAAGGGAGUGGCACAAACUCUGGGCCAGUUAUCCUGCCCUCAGGAGCUGAAAUCUGCCUUUGUCGACAGGACGGGUGAUCAGUGUGGGAAUCUGAGUGCGGCACAGGAGCUGAGAGAUCAGAAUGUUGUGCUGCAGCAGCAGAACGCAGAGCUGAGGCAGAAGCUGCAGAGCGUGCCGGAGAACACUGAAGCUGUCAAACAGGCCAUCAGGGACCGAGAUGAAGCCAUAGCCAAGAAAAACCUAAUGGAGGCUGAGUUGAUAAGGAGUAAAAACGACAUGAUGUGCCUGAACAACCAGUUACUAGAAGCUAUCCAGCGGAAACUGGAGCUGUCACAAGAGCUGGAGGCCUGGCAGGAUGACAUCCAGAUCAUCAUCAACCAGCAGCUCAGGUCGCAGCAGCAGUCGGAGCUUCCUCAGAAGAAGUCAGCCUCCAAUGGCAUGUCCUUUUUCCGCAGGCCCAGCAGGGCAACCUCCACCUGGACACGCCAACCCUCCUCCUCCUCCACUUGGAGUUCAGACUCUAAUCAGGACAAAACCCAAUCCCCGUGGAGGGACUGGUUGAGACGAGGGAAAGGGGUGCAGUAUGGCAAAUAAUGGACUAAGUGCACUAAAGCUCCUGGAGAUAAGAGGAAGGGUACAAGUGCAGCUUCCUGUAUAUCAAUUAUGAUAAAAGAAGCCAUAGAGACACUUUUGAUGAACAGUGAUGAACAACAGAGCCACUACGAACAAAGACUUUAUCAUUUCAACACUUGCCUGAACACAUUUCACUGAGGAUGAGCCUUUCUAAAACUGUGACAACACUAGCUAUUUCACAGAAUUAUUUUCGAAACUCUGCUUGAGACUGUACAUAUUGUGCCUUAAAAGUAUGUUUAGGUCUCAGACUAUAUAUAAGGUAUAUACAAUAGAUGUAAAAAGUAUGUCAUCAGAUUAUUUAAUGUUGCAGAACAAAGUAAAAAAUAUGAUCACAGAUGUCAUGAAGAAACUGUUAAGUUUGUCUUUACAUAUCAAGUUGGAAAAGAGAAUAUUUCAUUUUGUUAAAUAUGUAAAAUGCUGAUCGUAUAAGAAAUACUGUAUGACUUCACAUACAAUGGUAAAGCUAUUUUUUAUAAUUUCGUUUUUUUUAUGUUAUAUAUGUUCUCUGAAUGAUAACUUGGUAUAGUAUGUGUUGUUUCCAAAACUCUGUGCUCAGUAUUAAAGCUGUUGAACAUA
Molecule: messenger RNA, 2479 nt
Organism: Notolabrus celidotus (New Zealand spotty)
Lineage: Eukaryota; Metazoa; Chordata; Actinopteri; Labriformes; Labridae
Product: BICD family-like cargo adapter 1
Exons: 10
Coding region: 236-1864 (542 amino acids)
Biological process (GO): Golgi to secretory granule transport; vesicle transport along microtubule
Source: RefSeq, a predicted model, not a curated record